AAUAAAACAUUCAGUGAAAAGCUUAAAAUAAAUAAAAUCCAUAGUAAUAUAUCAAUUGUUUGAUACACAAGUUUCUAAUUAAGUAAUGGGCUAAGUAAUAUAUAAUAAUCUUAAGCUAUUUAAUACAUAUAAACUAGCAUAUGCAUUUUUAAAAGUGUAAUUUAGUCGCAUUAAAUUGAUUGGAGAUUGUCAAGAUAUCACAAAUAAAAUGCUGACAGCUGAUUGGUCAGUUCGUUCCUGAAGGCAGAGUAUAGGCUAUCAUAGCAGUUUAAGGAUUUAAGAGCUAGUUAAUCACAGUGAACUGAUUAUAAUACUAUAGUAGUAUUUUAACCGACUUGAAAAAUCUUAAACUUACAAAAUUUUGGAGGAACAAGAGAGAAGAUAUUUGAAAUACAACUUUAAAAGGAUUUAAUGGAUAUUACUGUUUAUAAGAGUAAUAGAUGAUUGGUUGUCACCGAAUACUGGUGCGAGGGGUGAAAAUUACAAACCUUGUGAAAGCGUGGAUGGGCAUCUUUUGAAUUUGGAGAUUGAAAUGUGCAUGGAAAAGAUAAUAGGAUAACUUUGAAGGAACUUAAAUCUGACAAGUACGGAAUAAAUGAUAUGACCUCAUUGGAUGUUUAAAUUGUAGAUUGUCCCAUUAAACGGGUGAAAGGUACAUUGUUGGAGUUUAAUUGAAUUUCGGAAUUUCUUUUAACUGUUCUGUUGGAAUUUAGAAUUGAGCAAUCAACACCCUGGAGUGUAGAGGAAAAUUAGGUAAUUUAUUCCUGUGUUGUUAAAAAGCGAAUGAUAUUCAUAAAUUGUACAAUUGAGUAUUAUGGUGAAUGACAGAAUGAGCGCAUUGUAGAAUGUUAUUGAUAUUCAUUUAACUAUGAUUAUAUAGAUUCUGCUGAAAAGAACAAGUUACAAAGGAUAGAAAAUGGAGUCUGCAGAAAGUCUUUCCUGCCUUAUUUGUGUGUUCUCGUAUCUCAUCAACUAUUCCGAUGGUUUGACAUACACCAUUCCUGAGGAAUUGCCUCGAUUUAAACUUAUCGGCAACAUCGCUGAGGAUGAAGACAUAAGAUCACUGGUGAGCGAAGAUGAUUACAACAGCUUAGAGUUUCACUUUUUAAACUUAGACAAUCCAUAUUUAAAACAUUUUGCCAUAGAUUCAAGCUCAAGUGAUUUAAGCAUAGACGAACCACUAGAUUGGGAAGUAAUCUGUCAAUUUUCUACAACAUUUUCUUGUCCAGUAACCCUAGAUGUAGCUGCUCAAAGUAAAACGGGAACUUUCUUCAAAAAGAUUAGCAUCACGAUAUUUUUAGAAGAUAUUAACGAUCAUCCACCCAAGUUUGAGUCACCGUUCUUCGCAUUUUCCUUGUCGGAAUCUGAAGUAACAGGAAAGUCAAUAGCAAUAGAUACCGCCACUGACAUGGAUAGUUCCAACUUUUCUGUGCAGAGCUAUGAGGUAAUUCCAGCAGACGUUCCUUUUCGUGCAGAUUUUGUAGAAAAUUCAGAUGGUCCAUCUAUGUUGAAUCUAGUGCUUACAGACAGACUUGAUAGGGAAGUUGUUGACAGUUACUACUUUAUGCUCGUAGCAAAAGAUCCUUCGUUCAAUGGAACCAUGAUGAUUAAUGUUACAGUUGAAGAUGACAAUGACAACAGACCAGUGUUUGAAAAGUCUGUAUACCGUGUUAGUGUGAAAGAAAACUAUCCUCUGAAUGUAACGUUUCUUAAUGUAACGGCUACUGACGAUGACAUUGGCCGUAAUGCCAAGAUUUCGUACCAUCUCAGUUCUCAACAAUCGCAGGAAAUAAAAGAUACGUACCAAGUUGAUUCUUUAAGUGGCGAAGUCUAUUUAGGGAAACAUUUGGAAUAUGUAUCAGACAAAGCUAUAAAAGUGAAAAUUGAUGCAGUUGAUGAUGGUGAGCGACCUUUGACCUCCCAGACUGUUGUCGAGGUAACAGUGGAAGAUUCAGAAAAUAAUGCUCCAGUAAUUAAGAUUAACUUGUUGUCAAAUUCCCAGUCGGCAGAAACAACAGAAUAUGCAAGCUUUGGGUCUGUAGUGGCCUACGUGGAAGUUACAGACAAAGAUGGAGACAGAAAUGGACGUGUUAGCUGUGAAGUACAAAAUGGUCCUUUUGGAUUGCAAGCCGUGGAAGAUAAAGAAUAUAAAAUAAUUGUUUUUGGUGACUUAGAUCGUGAAACUAUUGAUAAACAUAGUGUAACUAUACAAUGUCAUGAUUUUGGUGUUCCAGAAUUAACUUCCUCUGCUAACUUUACAGUAAUUAUUCUUGAUGAAAAUGAUAAUGCCCCAAAAUUUACUGAUGAAGUUUAUGAAUCUACAGUUAUGGAGAAUAAUGAGAAUGGAUCUACGAUCGUGCAAGUUUUUGCUCGUGAUGCCGAUAUGGGAUUAAACAGCCAAGUCUCUUACUCUCUUGACCUGGAAAGUCUUGAAAACUUUUCAAUUAAUAACAAAUCAGGCCUUAUUACUGCAAAAAAAGAAUUUGAUAGAGAAGAAAGAGCUAGAUAUGAAUUCCUUGUAUAUGCGACUGAUGCUGGUUAUCCUCCGCUAUCGUCGUCUGCAAAAGUUUCCGUUACUAUUGACGAUGAGAAUGAUAAUCAGCCACAAUUCAUAAAUCUGCCGUAUGUUUAUCAUAUUCCGGAAAGUCAGAUGAAAGAGACAGUUCUGGGUAAAAUAACUGCAAAAGAUAAGGAUGCUGGAGGUAACGGGUAUGUUUCAUAUAGUCUUGUCGGGAAUUACUCGGAACUGCCGUUUGAAGUGUUACCAGACGGAACUCUGAAAACACUCGACAGUUUUGAUCGAGAAGAAGUAGCAAGAUAUGCUUUUGAAGUUUUGGCUAUUGACAAUGGGAUUGACAUAAGAAAAAGUAACACAGCAAAUGUAACUGUCCAUGUAACAGACAUUAAUGAUAAUACACCAAUUAUAGUGUAUCCACAAGGUACGAAUGUUGUAAAGUAUAUUACAUAUAUGAUGCCUGCUGAUACGCAGGUGAUGAAAAUUGAAGCAACUGAUGCUGAUGAAGGCAAAAAUGCCGAAUUGUCAUACAAUAUUUUUAAGAGAAACGAUACAAAAAUGUUUGAAAUUGGUAGAAAUGGAGAAAUUUAUGUUGCUAGGAAACUGUAUAAGGAAGAAGUAGACUCUUAUUUUCUGGAAAUUGUAGUCUCUGACAAUGGUACGCCACCAAAACGGGCUUUGACAAAAGUUACAAUUGAUGUUCUGAAUAAGAAUGUAACUGCUCUUGGUGCCAGUGAUGCUGCCAUUGACAAACAGAAUAUCAUCAUAGCCGUUAUUGUUGUUGUUGUAACUGUUGUUAUAGCAGCAGCCAUAUUGAUCAUCAUCUGGAUCGUUCGAAGGCAUGAUUUACAGAAGAGAAAAUUUUUUGGUAACAGAGAUGCCCAUCAUAAUGGGGACAAUGAUUCUGGAUUUGCGUCCACUGGUGGACGCAAAAGUCCCGAUGCUGUAAAACAUUUUGACAACGGCUUGGUACUGUCUGCACCCAUCUUGCCGCCAAUGACAAUUGACAGAAGUGACGGAAAAUCAAAAGACGUUACAUUCCAGGACACAGUUCAUGUAAGAGAGAAGAGCGCAGAUUCCACAGUAGAAUCAAAUGGAGAGAGUACAGUACAGUUACAUAGACUGGCUUCCCUUCGCUUACAUCAAGCAUUGAUACAGAACCAUAAUAAACCAUGGACCAGUCAGUCUGAGUUAAAUCAGGACAAUGGGAAAGAUGUCAAGAAACAAGAGGACCUGCACAGUGAUCUCUCCGCCGACACGGCAACAUACGAUAGCGGUAUUGGUGGCAGCGUAUCAGACACAGGAGAUUUGAGGAUUUCCCAACUGCAGCUUCUGGUGAAACAAAAUGGCCGUAGAGGUCAAGCUCCUCACAAACCAGCCAAACCUCCGAGAGUCAUUGCCAGGGGUCAUUCCAGGGCCUCAGAUCAACCACCAGAACGACCUCCACCUCUGAAGAACAAUCCAUAUAAAUCUAAGUCACCGGUACAAUCCCCGGUACAGUUUUCACCAGCUGUCAGUCCGAGUUUGUUCGCAACUUCUAGUCCGACACCAUGUAGUCCAAAUCAGGCGAGUUUCUUUACAGUGCCGUCACCAACACACUUUACAGAUAGACAAAGUCCUUCAAAAAAUGUUGUGCAAGAUUUAUUAAUGUAUAAAAAAUUUCAAAAUGGUUUACAUCUGCCGAAUGGAAGGUUAACAGUGGAUGAGUCAGUUGAUACGACGCACAUGGAUGAUGAUGGCAGCACGACAUCGGGCAGCUACUAUAUAGACAAUACAGUAGAGGACUGGAAAAACCCACCCGUUUGUGAUAUAUACGUAUGACAAAGUGCUCAUCAACAUCCCAUACAGUGCAAGUAAGCUAGAAGAUUGGUUUGUGACUGUGAUAUGACAACCUAUACCUACCUCUAGAACAACAGUGUUUACUCCAUGAUACCCUGACAGUGACAAUCUUGCUUCUGUUUAAAUGUUGGAAAAAUAAUAAGUUACUGAUGUUCUAUAAAUAUAACCAUGGUUGCAAGAUGAUCAGUAUCAAGUUUGAGCUGCAGAAAUAUUAUAGGGAAGAAUGGAUAAUACAUUAUGAGAAAAACUUACAAUAAAGAUGGAGUGAAAAACAAAAAUAGCAUCUUUUAUGAACUUGUAAUACUCAAGAAUAUGGAUGGAGGCUGUUGGUGAAAAGAGUACUGUGUAUUGAUCAAAAAAGAACUUCCAGGGAAGGAAAACAAAUAAGCAUAAUGUGCAAUAAAAUUGGUGCAAUAUUCAUAUAUAUCUUGUAUUGACAAACUAACUUAUAAUGCAUUGAACAUAAAAAAUAUUUCUGUAUGUUUUUGUAUGACAUUCUUAUUUUACUGCCUGAGUAACAUUUCACAGUGGCUUAAGAUGGUAAAAUAGAUCAAAUAAAAAUGAAAAGUUAAA
Molecule: messenger RNA, 4927 nt
Organism: Mercenaria mercenaria
Lineage: Eukaryota; Metazoa; Mollusca; Bivalvia; Venerida; Veneridae
Product: putative protocadherin beta-18
Exons: 7
Coding region: 917-4336 (1139 amino acids)
Biological process (GO): homophilic cell-cell adhesion
Cellular component (GO): plasma membrane
Molecular function (GO): calcium ion binding
Source: RefSeq, a predicted model, not a curated record